AUGUCGUCUAACGCUCAGUCACCUGUUGUCAUGGCCGUGCCCACCCCUUGUCGCCGCUCUCCAAUACUCCGUGACGCCAGUCUCGGUCAGGAAUUUUCUCAAUGUUUGUCAACGACUCUCGACCUCAAGGCUAAAAGUGCAUACAACUUUCUCUCGUCAGAUUUUGCUCACGACUACUCACCGCCGGCUCCUCCACCUCCGAGUCCAGUCAACCUGCCAGCUGAUAGCUGGAAUUCAUCUUGUACCGUACGUUCGUGA
Messenger RNA from Blumeria graminis f. sp. triticale, 258 nucleotides. NCBI's taxonomy places the organism in Eukaryota, Fungi, Ascomycota, Leotiomycetes, Helotiales, Erysiphaceae. The record is from the annotation of a GenBank genome assembly.